UGAUGAUCUGUGUAGCCAUAGCAGUGCCACCUGUCAGUGUCCAUCAGUGCCAGCUCUCAGGGCUCAUCCAUGCCACCUGCCUGUGCCCAUCAGUGCCACAUCAAUGCCACAUAUCAGUGCCUACCAGUGCACAUCAAUGCCACAUAUCAGUGCCCAUCUGAGCUGCCUUUCAGUGUCACCCAUCAGCGCCACCUAUCAAUGGCAGUCAGCGCCACCUAUCAGUGCCAGUCAGUGCCGCCUAUCAGUGUGCAUCAGUGCCGCCUAUCAGUGCCUGUCAGUGCUGCCUAUCAGUGCAGCCUAACAGUGCCAGUCAGUGCCACCUAACAGUGCCAGUCAGUGCCGCCUAUCAGUGCCAGUCAGUGCCGCCUAUCAGUGCCAUAUAUGAGUACUGCUUUUCAGUGCCCAUCAGUGAUGUUUGUCAAUGCCCAUCAGUGCCACCUACCAGUGCCUCCUCAUCAGUG
Messenger RNA from Staurois parvus, 461 nucleotides. NCBI's taxonomy places the organism in Eukaryota, Metazoa, Chordata, Amphibia, Anura, Ranidae. The record is from the annotation of a GenBank genome assembly.